Messenger RNA from Mugil cephalus (flathead mullet), 4971 nucleotides. RefSeq names its product nicotinamide phosphoribosyltransferase 1 (gene nampt1). The record is from RefSeq and is a predicted model, not a curated record. Bases 109 to 1584 code for a protein of 491 amino acids. NCBI's taxonomy places the organism in Eukaryota, Metazoa, Chordata, Actinopteri, Mugiliformes, Mugilidae. The transcript is spliced from 11 exons. Gene Ontology annotation, molecular function: nicotinamide phosphoribosyltransferase activity. Gene Ontology annotation, biological process: NAD+ biosynthetic process.
CUUGCUCCCCCCUCCCACCCCUGUACCAGGGCUGGAGUCUCCGGCAGCACGGCGCGCAACACAACACAUUGACAGCUGCGACGGAUUCACUACCGAGGGGGGGAAACGAUGGAGCACAGAGGCGCCGACUUCAACAUACUGCUAGCGACCGAUUCAUACAAGGUAACGCAUUACAAACAGUAUCCUCCCAACACGAGUAAAGUGUACUCGUACUUCGAGUGUCGUGAGAAGAGGACGGAGCCCACCAAAAACAGAAAAGUCAAAUAUGACAAAACCGUCUUCUACGGCCUACAGUACAUCCUCCACAAAUACCUAAAAGGAAAGGUGGUGACUCCGGAGAAGAUUCAGGAGGCGAAGGAGGUAUACAGAGAACACUUCCAGGACGACGUCUUCAACGAGAAGGGGUGGAAUUACAUUUUGGAGAAAUACAAUGGACACCUGCCCAUUGAAAUCAAGGCGGUGCCAGAGGGGAGCGUCAUUCCUCGAGGCAAUGUUCUGUUCACGGUGGAGAGCACGGACCCUGAAUGCUACUGGCUCACCAACUGGGUGGAGACCAUCCUGGUUCAGAUCUGGUACCCCAUCACCGUGGCGACCAACUCUAGAGAGCAGAAGAAGAUCCUCGCCAAGUACCUCCUAGAGACCUCUGGGAACUUGGAGAAGCUAGAGUACAAGCUGCAUGACUUCGGCUACAGGGGCGUGUCCUCACAAGAGACUGCCGGCAUCGGAGCCUCGGCCCAUCUGGUCAACUUCAAGGGCACGGACACGGUCGCCGGCAUCGGGGUCAUUAAGAAGUACUACGGCACCAAGGACCCUGUGCCAGGCUUCUCGGUUCCGGCCGCCGAGCACAGCACCAUCACGGCAUGGGGCAAAGACCACGAAAAAGACGCCUUUGAGCACAUCAUCAAGCAGUUUCCCAACGUGCCCGUGUCCAUAGUCAGCGACAGCUACGACAUCUACAACGCCUGUGAGAAGAUUUGGGGCGAGGACCUACGAGGGCUGAUAGAGAGGCGCAGCGCAGACGCCCCCCUGGUCGUCCGACCUGACUCUGGAAACCCUCUGGACACGGUCCUGAAGGUGUUGGAAAUCCUGGGUAAGAAGUUUCCUCCAGAGGAGAACUCUAAAGGAUUCAAGGUUCUCCCGCCUUACAUCAGAGUCAUUCAAGGAGACGGCGUUGACAUCAACACGCUUCAAGAGAUCGUGGAGGGGAUGAAGGAGCACAAGUGGUCCAUUGAGAAUAUCGCCUUCGGAUCCGGAGGGGCUCUGCUGCAGAAGCUGACCAGAGAUCUGCUCAACUGCUCUUUCAAAUGCAGCUACGUGGUCACUAAUGGACUCGGGGUGAACGUGUUCAAGGAUCCUGUGGCCGACCCCAACAAGCGGUCAAAGAAAGGCCGCCUGUCUCUACACCGAACGCAGAGCGGAGACUUCGUCACCCUGGAGGAGGGCAAGGGCGACCUGGAGGAGUACGGCGUGGACCUGCUGCACACGGUCUUUCAGAACGGGACGAUCGUGAAGACGUACACGUUUGAUGAAGUCAGAGACAAUGCCAAGCUCAAAGAGAGUGAGCUUAAGGAGCUGCUGCACUGAGUGCAGUCCUACUAAACCCUCACAUGCUAUCCAAACCCCCCAAACGACCCCUCCUUUCAACCCUUCACCUUCAGGCCUCCAGUAUCACCCUAGAGAAUGGAGGCAGAGUGCACUGCUAAUAGACCCCCCCCCCACUCCUAAAGCCCGAGAACCUGAGAAAUGUUCCUAAAAACCCGAGACUCCCUUAAAAUAUAUGGAAUUCCGCCAUCACUUCCAAAUUGCUUUUUGUUGGUUCUCCAGUGGAGUGGGGAACGAGAGAUUUGGAAACUCGCACACCUAAACGGCAAACGCCCCAAAAAGUGUGCAGGUGGGAAAAAAAAUGAAAGACAAGAAUACGUGUGAGAGAUAUUUUAAGCAACAGAUGUGUCGAGGUAGAGAAGUGGUGAUGUUAAAAAAACGUGCGUUCACACCUUUUGUGCCCCAAAUCUAAGUUUGGCGCGUUGCACCGACGGGCUGGGGAGUUCACAAAUCGAUGAAUGUGAUUGGCUGGCUGCUGAUAGGCGAGCGUCUGCAAACUCUUCCGUGCAAACUCGCGAGAAAAUGACAUGAUUGUAGGUAAUUUUCCUUUUCUUUCUUUUGUUUUUUUUUUCUCGAAUGAGCUGUCGGCAGCUGUAUGCGGAGGGAACCCGAGACGAGUCAGUCAGUGUGAGAAAGAUCAUGAAAAAAUACGAAAGCCACACCCACACCAGUGACCGUUCCCCGUGUAUUCUGUACAGAACUGUUUAGAAAAAAAAAGAAAAAUAUAUGUCUGAAUCUACUUAGCUCUGUCUUUUACGUGAAGGAAGAAAAUGAUGAUCACAGUGAGAAGCGGUGCACCGAUAACCCUGCUAAUCACGAAUACUUGUAAUUAUGCACAAUUAAUUUGUUUUUUUUCCCACAUUACUUUUACUUUUAAUGAGUAAUUAUUGCGCAGCUUCUAAGUCCAAUGUCUGUCAAGUACUACUACUAGUAUAAUACAUACUGUUAUUGUGAGUGUUAUCGGUGCAUCUCUGACCGUGUAGAAAUGAUCAUCUCCUCGCCAUCAUGUCGCCCAGCGUGCAUUCACAUCGUGAAGGUCCAAUCCAAUCAAACCAAAAAUACUAUAAACAACGGGAAUAUUUAUCCUAAUAUUUUAAGUGUUGAUUAGCGAUUACCCUGUUAUCAGACUUUCAGAGAUUUGGAUCGGAGCUUCACGAUGGCGAACGCUCAAGUCUUUGCUGUGUAAGAAAACCUACAUCUGAAAAACAGUCUUCACUGGAAUGAAGAUGAUAUAACUAUGUGUUUAUGAAAGAUUACAUAACGUGUGUGGCUACUGGGCUGAAAGUGUAUGUUAAAUGUUGGGUCUGACGUGUGCGUGUUUGUGUUUGUGUGUGUGUGUGUGUGUGUGUAUGUGUGUGCGUCCUGACAUUUUCUUCCUUUGAAGGACUGCGUAGUAUUCCUUUAUGCAAAUGUGCUCAUCGAUCGAGGGAAUAGAGAACACUCUUUUUCUUUGCUGGCCUUUUAUUCUGAAAGGGGUUGUGACGGACGGACGGAUUGACGGGCAGGUGGUAAUACGAUACCGAGUGUGUUUGUCUUUCUUUUUGGGCGACUUGAGAAAAAUGACAGUACCUUCUGAAAUGCGGUUGUAGUUGUUGGUGCGCUGUUGCCUGGUCGGCAAAACGUUGCCCUUAGUGUCACUGCCUUAACUCGAGAAAAGCAGAGAAACUUUCAGCGGAGGUGUUCUGUGUUUGAAUUUAUCGCUCAGAUGUAAACGGUAUCUUGCGUGCUAAUGCCCCUUCGGAGUUAAGUAUCUUUCCAUUCCGAGCGUCACUCCUGUUUCCAGGUUGCGAUGGGUCUCGUUGCUAAGUCGGGGGCGGAGCUGGGAGCUGGUGACGUCACAGGAAGCAAGGUUUUUGGCGGGAUUUUAAUGAUUAGUCUAAAAGUACAUUCGUGUUAAUUGGAAAACGCUAGCAUGCUACCUAAAAUGGUGAAUAUUGGAAAAGUGGCAUCCAAAAAAAGUGAAGUUGCAAUUCCUCUAAUGGCCACUAGAGGCUUUACAGCAAAAACAAACUUGUUUUGGGCUCUAAAAACCAUGAAAAUUUUACAUAGGUGAAUGUUUAUAUAAGGCACCAAAUUAAAAUAAUUAUAUGGCUUAUAUUAUUAAUUAAGUCAUUGCCCAUUUUUAAUCAGGCAUAGUUAAUCACUGCCAAGAUAGCGACAGCUAGAACCAACACACUGAGCUUCAAAACUUCUGGCUUCUUAUACAGUUGUUAUACAUAUUUACACACUCAUCUUAAAUCCACUGGCAUGCUAAUGUUAGCAUUUGGUUCUAAGUCGCUGCUACCACAGCUGCUAACUUAAAACUUUUGAAACGCCUGCUGAUAAUUUAUUCCCCAGACUGCGUUCUCUUCUCAGACAUUCAGCUGUUUUACAUUCAUAGCUUCCCACAUCUUCACCUUGGGAGCUCGGCGUUGCUAUCAGUCUGCCAAGCGUUUGGCCCUGAGCUGCUUCGCUGGAGCUCCUAGCGCGUCGCCGACCUUAUUCGCUGACCCCGCUAGUUCCCUGCGAUUUUAGGAAAAGACCUUGAAGAAGGAAAAGCCUUGUGACGUCGCCGGCUCUCUCCUCUGGCUCCGGCUCAGACGAGCUGGUGGAGACCGCAGCCAGUCACACACCGGCCGAAACAGCGUCAAAUGGUUUUAUCUUCCGUCUGAUUUUUGUUUUUUUUUUUUUGCAAUCGUCGCUGCUGUUACAUAUAAAAUCUGUCAGAUCAUCUGUUAUACAAUCGUUGAGACACAGUAGUUCCUUUCAUUUCCGAAUAUGGGGUGCAUUUAGUAAAAUUUUGGUUUUACUAUUUUGAUACUGUCUCGGUUCUUACCUCAGAGAAAUAUUAUUUUGUAUGACAAAGGAGAAAAAAAAACACAAAUGCCAGAAAAUAUCGCAGUAAAUAUCCUUAUUUACCAACAAUGCGGCCAUACUGCCUUCUCACUUGUACAUAAAAACAAGUAGUUUGACUCAAGCAAGAGAGGGCAGGGUAGGGAGACGACCACACUAGAAAAUAUUAUUAUUCUUAUUAUUAUUUUUGUCAGAACGACCAUUUUUGUACCGACAGAAGAAUAUCCAAAACUGCUUGACUGAACGGGCCGCGUGACUGUUUCUUGUGAGGUCAAGCUUUUAGCUUCUGUUAGUGUGUGUGUGUGUGUGUGUGUGGAUGUGGUCCUGUGUGAAUGCUUCGUGUGCGACGGAUGAAAAGGUGUUUGUGAGUACUUUUUUUUUCUCUCUCUCUCUCUGUCUCUCUCUCUGUUGUUGUUGUUUUACUUGUAUGUAUAUGUUGGUUGUUCCAAAUUCUCUCCCAACACACAACUGAUAUUUUAACUAACAUAAACUUGCUAUAUUGUCAACAAUACAUUGAUUAAAGAUGCCACCCUGUAA